Sorghum bicolor (sorghum) is the source of this 1104-nucleotide messenger RNA. Its product is annotated as glycine-rich cell wall structural protein 2. The coding region runs from base 197 to 934 and encodes 245 amino acids. The transcript has a single exon. NCBI's taxonomy places the organism in Eukaryota, Viridiplantae, Streptophyta, Magnoliopsida, Poales, Poaceae. The record is from RefSeq and is a predicted model, not a curated record.
CCACCGGCCGCGCGCUCAGUAUCUUUCACACGUAAAUUCAGGCCAAUUGAGAAAAGAGUUUCCAUCAGUCCGCCUGAUGAAAGUCAGGCUGUACCUACCAUGUCGUUAUCUUUUCGCUGAUGACAAACACCAACUAGCGAGCAAGUGUGUUAUUCUGCACUGCCGUUUUGCAUGGUGACCAGCACUAUAAAUACACAUGGGGUCUUCACCUCCUACUCAUCCCAUCCUUCAAGUUCAACAUAGUUUGCUACUACCAAUGGCUACAACCAAGUUGACAGCUCUUUGCUUCAUUGUCCUCCUUGGCAUUGGAGUGGCAAAUGCUGCAAGGGUAGCAAGAUAUGUUAGCGCCGGGGGUGGUGGUGGUGGUGGAGGGGGAGGUGGCGGUGGUGGGCAAGACGGUGGGUCAGGAUAUGGUUCUGGUUCUGGAUACGGUGAAGCUGGUGGGUCUGGGUCUAAUGGCGGGGCAUAUGCUCAGGGAGGCGGUCAAGGUGGAGGUGGCGGUGGAGGUCAAUAUGGGGGUUCUGGAUCAGGUUAUGGUUCAGGUUCUGGAUACGGUCAAGCCGGUGGGUAUGGGUCCAAUGGUGGGGCAUAUGCUCAGGGAGGCGGCCAGGGUGGAGGUGGCGGAGGAGGACAAUAUGGAGGGUCCGGGUCUGGUUCUGGCUCAGGUUCUGGGUAUGGUCAGGCUAGUGGGAAUGGUCCUUAUGGAGGAGGCUAUGCUCAGGGAGGUGGUCAGGGUGGAGGUGGCGGUGGCAGACAAAAUGGUGGGUCUGGACAAGGUUCUGGCUCUGGCUCUGGAUAUGGUCAGGCUGGCGGAUAUGCUCAGGCAGGUGGCCAAGGUGGUGGUGGCGGAGGCGGCCAAAGUGGUCAAAAUGGUAGUGGAUAUGGAAGUGGCUCAGGGAGUGGCUCUGGAAGUGCUGGCAGUGGUAAUCCGUAGGCCUUCUAUAUGGAUUUGGAUAUCUAAUAUACACCUUUACUAAUAUUGAGUACUUCGGUAAUGAAGAAUAAAAGGGCUUUAUGUGCCCUUGUAUUAAAAUUAGUUGUGUGGCAUAUAAAAUGUGUUACUAUCAAUAAUACAAGUGUCCUUGUCUUCUUGUGUGUAUCAAA